UGUGGCUAACCCUACGUGUUUACAUGCGAGCAUCAUCGAUAAAGAAGUUUAAUAUUGAAAGCAAUGGAGCCACGUGCGAGCCAAAAGAAGCUUCGAACUGGGAAGGUGACGGCUGCCCAGCAAGAAAUCAUCAUAUCAUUUAUGGAGAGCAAACGAGAGUUUGCGGCUGGUAGGUUUGCUUCUUUCAAUGGUAGGGAGGCUAAUAACUGUCUGUGGGCCUCCCUAACCAACAUGUUGAAUGGAAGUUGUGGGCCACAGAAAAGUACUGUUCAGUGGCAGAAGACAUGGGCUGACAUGAAGUCAGCGGCCAGAAGGAAGGCAGCUGAUGCCAAGGCUGCAAAGGCAGCAACUGGAAACAAAACUCCAGUGGUAUGCCUAAGCAGCAUUGAUGUACGAAUAUUGGCCAUAUUAGGGCCAGCUUCAUCUGCGGGGAUGCCACUGGAGGAAGGUGGUUUUGGUCCUCAAGUUAUGAAUGUGGAAGUGCAAAGUGAACAAGUUGAAAGAAAUUGGCUUUGGGAAGUUAUUGACGACCCAAUGGUUGAAGUCCCAAACACCAGUUUCGCGUGCGACACCAGUGAUGCCGCCGGCCCCAGUGCCGCGCCCGGCCCCAGUGCCGCGCCCGGCCCCAGUGCCGCGCCCGGCCCCAGUGCCGCGCCCGGCCCCAGUGCCGCGCCCGGCCCCAGUGCCGCGCCCGGCCCCAGUGAUGCGCACGGCACCGGUCUCGUGGCCAGCACCAGUGCCACACCCAGAAAAAGAAAAGGUGCUGUGACAAGACACUUUCCGUCAUCGCACAAGAAAGGUUUGUCAAAGUAAUUUUUCAUUUGCUGAUUUCUAUCAGUUGCAUUGUUCACAUAACACGUUUAGUGCCCAAUAUGCUUGUUGGCUGCCUCUUAUCAAUUACACACUAUGUGUAGAUAAAAAAACAAACUAAUAUUUACCUAAACAUUCAUACUUUGACAAUACACAUACAAAUGUUAUGGAUUUUUAACUAAACUUAUCUAAAUGAAUAAAGUAAUUACCUAGUCUUAAAUAAUGAAAUUAAACUGUAUAUUUAGAAACCCCGCUGCCAAUACAUAUACCGUACAUUAAGUAUAUGAGUUACUGACAAAUUAUUUAUGUGAAAUAAUUUUAUUUACUGGUGCAAGGAAUGUAGCUGUACUGAACAUCAAUUAAUAAGGGAAAAAUAAACCUUACCAAGUAAUAUUUCCAGAUUAUUUGGGUGUAAGUGACUUGUACCAUUGACAUUAGAGUGCACUUACGGCAUCCUCUGAAUGAAAUUUAUCACAUGUGCAUAUAUUUUCAAAAAUAAUGUUAACAAACUAUUUACCAAAUAUUUUCCUGUACUACUUUGGGUGAAGCAAUGCCUAUUCUGUAUGCAAUACAUUCUGUCUUCAACAAGCAAUUGUACCUGCUGGAACUUGCAUUGCUAGUUGCAUUACUUUAACCCUAUUAAAAUCUACGUCAUCUGGCAAUCAUUAUUUGCAAUAAAAAAACAGAAAUUGCAUCUUUUUAAAUUUUUAUGUGUUUCAGUUCACAUUCGCAUAAUUGAACCUUCAGUUUUGUUCAUUGCUCCUACUUGACAUAACCCUGCCCAUAUAUACUUGUAUGGUAUACGUUUGUUAUUUUUAAUGAGAUAUAUUGUAGAAUAAAGAUUCAUAUUUUUUUUUUCAGCAAAACUACCAAGACAAACCAUAAUGGAAAAAUUUGCUGAACAAAUGGGCACAAUUCAAGAGCGGCAGCUGGCAGCCGAUCUGCGAUGUGCAGCUGCUUUAGAAAUGUGCGCUUCGGAAAUGAAAAGAAGCAAUGUUCUGCAAGAACAAAUGGUUUUUUCUUUGGAAAGAUUGUUUGAAGUGUUGGGAAAUAAAAAACAAUAAAUAUUUUAAGAAA
Molecule: messenger RNA, 1887 nt
Organism: Bacillus rossius redtenbacheri
Lineage: Eukaryota; Metazoa; Arthropoda; Insecta; Phasmatodea; Bacillidae
Exons: 5
Coding region: 64-813 (249 amino acids)
Cellular component (GO): nucleus
Source: RefSeq, a predicted model, not a curated record